Messenger RNA from Sorghum bicolor (sorghum), 773 nucleotides. Its product is annotated as metallothionein-like protein 2A. Bases 133 to 387 code for a protein of 84 amino acids. NCBI's taxonomy places the organism in Eukaryota, Viridiplantae, Streptophyta, Magnoliopsida, Poales, Poaceae. The record is from RefSeq and is a predicted model, not a curated record. Gene Ontology annotation, molecular function: metal ion binding. The transcript has 3 exons.
GGCCCUGCCUGCGCCAUGGGCCUAUAAAAGGGAGGAUCGGAGUCGGAGCAGGGCAAGAUUGCAUCUCCAUCCUGAUCGAUCGUUUGAUUAUUGGCGAGCUUCAUUCCAUUCCAUCAGUUCCUUUGGCGGAGGAUGUCGUGCUGCGGAGGCAACUGCGGGUGCGGCUCCGGCUGCAAGUGCGGCAGCGGCUGCGGAGGGUGCAAGAUGUACCCGGACAUGGCUGAGCAGCAGGUGACCACCACCGCCAAGACUCUCGUCAUGGGUGUCGCACCAUCGUCCAAGGGGCACGCCGAGGGCGGGUUCGAGGCGGCGGCCGGCGCCGGAGCUGAGAACGACGGGUGCAAGUGCGGCCCCAACUGCAGCUGCAACCCCUGCACCUGCAAGUGAGCUGUAUAAUAACCCCCUGCACUGCACUGCAGCCCGGAGGAAGGACGGAUUCCCUUAGCUGUAGUAUAGCAGUGUCGUCACUGUGUGUGUGUUUGAGUCAGCCAGUCAGUCGAGUGCCAUGGCACCAUAUGCUAGUGGUUCUGGUACUGAUGGGAACCAAUAAUAAUUGUACUGGGAUGUUGGCGUCGUGUCGUCCUUCCCGUGCUCCUCCGGGGGCUCAUCUACUAGCAGUCGGUGUUGUGUUGUGUGUUUGUGGGUGCAGUGCAGCACAGCAGCAGGCCAUGCCCCCUGCUCUGUGGGCACGUCGAUCGUGUGCGACUUUGUUUGUGCUCUGUCACCAUCCAUCUAUUACCUAUAAUAUCCCCCGUCUUUGUGUACUGUGCGUA